AUGUCCCAGAGCAGGCAUCGUGCCGUGGCCCCACCACUUGAGCACAAGGACAGCAGGACCUUCAGUUUGGGGAAGAUGAUUACAGCUAAACCAGGGAAAACACCAAUUCAGGUAUUACACGAACACACCGUGAAGACCAAGAAUGUCCCGGUCUGUGAAUGUGAAAGAUCUGAUGUGCAAGUACACAUACCCACCUUCACCUUCCAAGUAACUGUUGGUGACAUAACCUGCACAGACUUUUUUUUAACCUUACUUCAGGUGAAAGGUACAAGUAAGAAACUGGCAAAACAUAGAGCAGCAGAGGCUGCCAUAAACAUUUUGAAAGCCAAUGCAAGUAUUUGCUUUGCAGUUCCUGACCCCUCAAUGCCUAACCCUUCCAAGCAACCAAAGAACCAGCUUAAUCCUAUUGGUUCAUUACAGGAAUUGGCUACUCAUCAUGGCUGGAAACUUCCUGAAUAUACCCUUUCCCAGGAGGGAGGGCCUACUCAUAAGAGAGAAUAUACCACAAUUUGCAGGCUAGAAUCUUUUAUGGAAACUGGAAAGGGAGCAUCAAAAAAAAAUGCUGCUGAGAAAAAAUUUCUUGCAAAAAUUCAGUAAUAUUUCCCAGAGAACCACAUUUCUUUAAGAAAUGUAGUGGGACUUUCCUUAGGAUGUACUUGGCAUUCCGUGAGGAGUUCUCCUGGUGAAAAGAUCAACUUACUGAAAAGAAGCCUCCACAGCAUUCCAAAUACAGAUUAUAUCCAGCUGCUUAGUGAAAUCGUCAAGGAACAUGGUUUUAACAUAACAUUUUUAGACAUAAAGGAACUAGAAAUUGAAGAACAAACAAAGCCCAAAGUCUGUAGAAGGAAAAAAUAUCAGAGUAGAAAUGAAUUAACUGGAGACUAA
Messenger RNA from Manis javanica (Malayan pangolin), 885 nucleotides. NCBI's taxonomy places the organism in Eukaryota, Metazoa, Chordata, Mammalia, Pholidota, Manidae. The record is from RefSeq and is a predicted model, not a curated record.